Messenger RNA from Spodoptera litura, 1800 nucleotides. RefSeq lists its product as uncharacterized. Lineage: Eukaryota; Metazoa; Arthropoda; Insecta; Lepidoptera; Noctuidae. Gene Ontology annotation, molecular function: structural constituent of chitin-based larval cuticle. Gene Ontology annotation, cellular component: chitin-based extracellular matrix. The record is from RefSeq and is a predicted model, not a curated record.
CUCUCACACUCCAGUUUUAAUCUUAGCACCAUGAAGCUGAUCGCCCCAAUCGCCGCCCUCAUCGCCGCCGCAUCAGCCGGCCAAAUCUACUCUGGCCAAUCAGCGGAGAAAUACGCGCAGUCAGCCGAACAAUACCAGUCAGCGCUCGAGUAUCAGCAACGCGGCUUGUAUUCUGACCACUCACAGGCGCCGCAGAGCUUCAGUCAUGAAGCUACAGCGCACUCCAGCAGACCAGCUGGGGAGAAGACUGCCAGGAUCCUGGGCUUCGAAGUGGAGAACAAUGGACACGAAUACAAAUAUUCUUAUGAGACUGAAAAUGGAAUCAGAGCCGAGGAAGCAGGUCAAACUUCAGAACAUGGUACCGUAGCCCACGGCGCCUACUCCUACAAAGGUGAUGAUGGCCAGACCUACACUGUCACCUACACAGCUGAUGAGCAUGGUUUCCACCCUCAAGGAGAGCACCUUCCCACACCACCACCAGUGCCUGAAGAAAUCCUGAAGAGCUUGGAGCAGAACGCUAAGGAUGAAGCCGCUGGAAUUUUUGAUGACGGAAAAUACAAGGAGCAAUCUGGCCACGGGCUGGCCAAUGGUCACCAGCAGCAUGAAGCCAGUUACCAAUCCGUUGGCUACCAAGCCCCAUCAGGACAUGGAUCAGGCGUUAACUUAGCGUUCCAUGGUCAAUCUAACCAUCUUUCUGGUGCUGACUUAGCGUACCACGCUCAUGCAGCCAAUGCACUCUCCGGCGACGGUCUUCAAGGUCAUUCUUCUGGCGCCCAAGUGGGACAUCAGACUCCUGCAAGUCAUGGCAUCCAGUUAGCGUUCCAUGUUCCUUCAGGCCAUGCGUCUGGUACUCAAGCAUCAUACAGCGCCCCGGUUCACAGGCCAAACCCUCAAUUAGCGUACCAUGCUCAAGCAGCUCAAUCGUCAGGAGGGCAACUAGCUUUCCAUCUUCCUUCAGGACACAGUUCUGGUGCCCAAUUGGCUUUCCAUGUACCAUCAGGGCAUGCAUCUGGUGCCCAGUUGGCGUACCAAGUCCCCGCGGGUCAUGCAUCAGGCUCUCAAAUGAUGUAUCAGGGAUAUGCUGGCAAUGCUCAUUCAGGUCAUGCUUCCAUUCCUGAAUUGGCGUACCAUCAUUAAAAAUGUCUCAUCGAAAGAUGGUAGCGAAUAAUUUGUAAAUAAGAAUAGUAUGAACAUGAUGAACAAUAGUCUAUACAACUCUAGAAUCAUUUCCACGAUUAAAGUUUACAAUUUCGUAGGCAUAAAUCAUUCCCGCAUAAAAAUCAAUAUUGAGAAAAACAAACAUUGACAUGAAGCUCUCAAUAAAAUAAUAUUCUUGUUAAUCUGCAAUGUAAUGACAUAUAUGAUAUGGCAUUACAAGUAAAAUUAUCAAUCAAUUGUGGCAACAUAAUCAAAAGAUUACCAAAAAGUGAUUCGUCAAACGUCAAUCAUGGCUACCAUAAUGGCGGCUCGACACAUGUCAAUGUCAAACUGUCAUGGCGGCGAGAAGACGUUAUUAAAUAUUAGGACUUGUUACAUAAUUUGCAUCAGUUGAAGGUUUAUUUAAUGGUGCAGUUACUGUUUUACAUAUAAAAACGGCAAUGUAGACGUUACAAAACGAUGAUUGAUUUUUGUUGCCUAUUUCAAAAUUUGUUACUAAAACCUAGUCAAUGGAUUCGCAAUACCGAUGCCAGAACUUUUUGCGUUUAAAAUGGCUGACAUUUCGAUCCGUGACUAAUAUUUAAAACCUAGUAAUAGUCAAUUUGGUAUCGUAGGUACUGCGUAGUUAAAUAUUGAAUGUCU